This is a messenger RNA of Acromyrmex echinatior (Panamanian leafcutter ant), 2549 nucleotides long. RefSeq names its product beta-1,3-galactosyltransferase 6 (gene beta3GalTII). NCBI's taxonomy places the organism in Eukaryota, Metazoa, Arthropoda, Insecta, Hymenoptera, Formicidae. The record is from RefSeq and is a predicted model, not a curated record. Gene Ontology annotation, cellular component: Golgi membrane. Gene Ontology annotation, molecular function: galactosylxylosylprotein 3-beta-galactosyltransferase activity. Gene Ontology annotation, biological process: glycosaminoglycan biosynthetic process; protein O-linked glycosylation.
UCGUAUGUCAAUAUCCUAACUUAACCUAACCUAACCCAAUCCUAAUCCGACCUGCCUCCCUGCCUGCUCGGAGUUGCACCGAUCAGCUGAUUCGCAGAAUGCAACUGAUCAUUGACGUUUGUAGUUGUUGCGGGUCGAGAAUUUAUAUUAUGGAUUUCGGAAUUGUCUCAUCAUUGCCAAACGAGACAGCCGAUACUUCAUAGUCACGGUGGUCACAUUUCUCACGGAAAUAUCAUCGAAGGCUGAAGAUUAUAAUGCAAACGGAGACGAAGCGCGAGAAGCGUAAUUAAAGUCGACAGACUCGGUCUUCUUUUGAUAUUUAUUCUAUAUUUUUGAAUUACAUCUACACGCGUAUGCAAUUUAUAUCGCAAUUCCGAGAUCGAAGGUGUUCCAGUUACAUCACUGGCCGUGCGAAUCUGUAAAGAGUCUGUCAGGGGGAUUGCAGAAGCGUGAAGAAUUCAUCAAGUGCGGAUGUUAAAAUCUUGAAAAUUAUAAUAGUUUCUGACGAAACUAACCAGAUUAAUAGGUUGGAGAUCUGAGAAAGAAUCGGAAAGCGAAUUAUUACUAGCCGUGCUACCUUCGAGUGAGAAGAGGUUUGGUUGUACGAAUUUGCGAGGAGAAAUUUGACAGACGUGCUCUCGUGGUUUCUUCCCACGGCGCUCCCAAAACUGACUCAUGACAUAUUUGCGACUCGAUUUCAUGCCUAAACUCCAGUCGAUCAUGCGGCGGAGGUUCAUCGCCCGGGCAAACGUCCUCGCGUUCCUGUUCGCGGUAGUCUUUGUCUUCCUGUGCCUGCGCUACUUGCCCGAGCGGGAAUGUCAAUCGAAUCGACAGACUCCAGGAAGCAAGCUCAAGCACCGGUUGAUUGCCCUGAUUCUAAGCAGCCCGGACAACCUGGAACGCCGUAACACCAUCAGGAAGACCUGGCUGGCCGAGCACGAUGCCACGGUGAAGCACUUCUUUGUCAUCGGCACCCAGGACAUCCUACCCGAACAGAGGAAUACUCUGCAAUCAGAGAAACAGAAGUUCGAUGAUCUGUUACUGUUGCCCAGACUGCAAGACUCUUACAGCAUGCUAACGAAGAAGGUUCUCCAUACCCUGAAAGCCGUCCACGAGCAUUACGACUUUGACUACCUGCUGAAAUGCGACGAUGACUCAUAUGUGCUGGUGCAUAAGAUCCUGAAGGAGCUCGACAAGUGGCAGAGCAAAGGCACUAAGCGAGAACUCUAUUGGGGCUUCUUCAAUGGACGAGCACAAGUGAAGAGGAGCGGUCCCUGGAAGGAAACCGAUUGGAUCCUGUGUGAUUAUUAUCUUCCUUAUGCCGUAGGUGGCGGAUACGUUCUGUCUUACAAUCUCGUCGAGUUUAUUGCUAAGAAUGCAGACAUUCUUAAAUUACACAAUUCCGAAGAUGUCUCCGUCGGCCUCUGGCUUGCACCACUGGCGAACAUUGAGAGGAAGCACGACGUACGCUUCGAUACGGAAUACAGAUCACGUGGUUGUUCCAAUCAGUAUAUAAUUACGCACAAACUUACGGUCCAGAAUAUGCUGAGUAUGCACGACUAUUACCAGGCCUCCUUAGGCGCACUGUGUCCUAAAGAAUUUAGGAAUCGCAUGAGUUAUCAGUAUAAUUGGACCGUACCACCCAGUCAGUGCUGCAACAGACAAUCCGGUAUCCCUUAAUCUCUUCCCGACAAGGAGAUUUCUGCAACGUUCUAGUCGCGUUUUUAAUAUUUGCUCAGAAAACAUGUUUAUCUCAUAUACAUUUGUAACGGCUUCUACAAUAUUUAUAAACCUUCUAUUUAUGUUCUGACUUAUAUCUUCAUUAGGAUAUAUUGAUACAAAAUGCUAUAAAAAUAUAGCCUUAAAAAAUAUUUUUAAGAAUAAGCAAUUCAAACAAUAUUAUUGAAGAAAGUUGCGAAAGUUUGUAGCGAACAGACUUCGCGACAUUUCGUCGAAAGAAUUGAAGCAACUUCAAAUCUGGAUUUUAUUCAUUACUCGAGCAUAAUUGUACGAUAGCGCUAUUAAGUAAUUAAUUGAAAACGUUUGUAAAUAUAUUUUGUAAAUAUUUAGCAAUGAAAAGGUAGACAUAGAAAGUAGACAAAAUAAGUUUCGAUGAACUAAAUAUAUUUUUUUUAAUCAUAUUGCCAUACUUCGUUUAUAAUACAUUUUUCAUCAUCAACAGGAGUUUACUUCAUGUGUAUAAAGCGUUGUUUCUUAACAUGUAAAAACAAUAACGUUAAUUUAAUAUACUAAUUAAAAUUGUAAGUCGAUAAAUAUAAUAGUCUCAUCGAGUGAAAUCACAGAUAUAUUCAAGAAACAGCCAUCGAAAAUGUAAAGCGCGAUUUGCAUUAUCAAUAAUAAGUUACUAUUUUAAUAUAUAAUAUAUAAAGAGAAUGUGUUGUGAAGCGAUAGCGAGACGAUGGCCGAUUCUCAAAACGUUUUCCAUCUGUGAUGGGUUUACAUUCGAACUGCGCUUCCAUUACAUCUAAAAUUAAUAAUAAAAAUUCAUCUAUGAUAUUUGAAUCAAUAAUAAAAUGUCAUUUAUGUAU